AUGUAUAAAGCUCUGCGCCCUGCUGCCGGGGCUGGUGCAUCAGGUUGUGUGCUCGCCAACCGCCUAAGUGAAGACUCAGGCAUCUCUAUCCUCGUAUUGGAGGCAGGUGAAGACCACAAUCAGGAUGAGCGUGUUUACUGUCCCGCCCUCCAAGACAAGAUCUUGGCCAAUCCGGACUUUGACUGGCGAUAUGACACCGAGCCUCAACAGCAUAUCAAUGGCCGAGUCAUCAGACAUCCGAGAGGAAAGGUACUCGGCGGCUCAAGUGCCAUCAACUCUUUCGCGCUCAUCUAUCCUUCAGCUGCUGGUCUGGACGCAUGGGCCGAUCUAGGCAAUAGAGGCUGGGACUGGGAGAGCAUGAAGCCAUACUAUCGUAAAUUUCAGACGGUCUGUCCGCCUAGCAAGCACGCUAGGCAGGAAUUGAGUAUCAUCCACGACGAUGAUAGCAUACGGACGACGGAUGGUCCCAUUCAAGCUUCCUUCCCGCUCAACGUCUUGCCGAUGCAAAAGGUCUGGAUUGAGACUUUCCGGAGACUGGGUCUGGAGAACGAGGCGGAGGCAUUAGAUGGCUCGGCGCUCGGUGGGUACAUCUCUACGAACCACAUCACUGAAAAAUCGAGGGAGAGGAGUCAUGGUGGUGUUGCAUACUUUGACCCUGCCCGUGAAAGGCCUGGCCUGCAGCUCAUUACUGGCGCAACGGUCAAGCGCAUAGUCUUCGAUGCGUCGACUCAUCAACCGACUGUUGCUUCACGGGUGGAAUACAUACAAAACGGCAAGAUUCAUCAAGUCUGCGUACGGAAAGAUGUUGUCCUAGCAGCUGGAGUCUUCGCAUCGCCGCAAAUUCUGGAGCUUUCGGGCAUCGGCAAUCCAGAGCUGCUACGCAAACAUGACAUCGAUGUGCUGCACGCCAAUCCAAACGUCGGCGAGAACUUACAAGACCACAUGAGGCCAGGAAUAUCUUACGAAGCAGCAGAGGAUGUGAAUCCACGAUAUCCAGUACCGCGUGAAGAGGCACGAAGGCUGUAUGAGGAAAGCCGCAGCGGCCCAUGGGCGGACCAAGCGUGCUAUACGUUUGCCUACAUGCCUCUGCAGCAAUUCCUUUCGGACCGCGAGAAAGCAGAGUUGACAGACUUGCUCGAUCACACAUUGGGCGACCCUUCGCUAUCUCAAUUCGAGCAGAAGCGCAAUAGCUUCAUCAGACGCAUGAUAGAAUCACCUUCCGAAGCGACCGUGACAGCCUACCUGGCACGUAAAGCGGCUACACCCGACAACGAGAAUCGAAGUUGGAUCUCCAUCUUCGGCAUGCUCUCACACCCUUUCUCACGAGGCCACUCUCAUAUCAGGUCUGCCGAUCCGACGAGCAAGCCGACGAUCGAUCCGGGGUACUAUACACAUCCGCUGGACAUGGAGAUCCAUGCCCGGCACCUACAAGCAAUGGAGAAACUAGUCAAUACCGAGCCGCUGGCUUCGAAGAUCAAGAGAGGUGGUGCGCGGCUGCCUGAAGGCCAUGAUGCAUCUACAAUUGAGAAGGCGAAAGCGUUACUCCAGCAGACUUCCACGACAAAUUACCACCCUUGUGGUACUUGCAGUAUGAUGCCUGAGAGUAUGGGCGGUGUUGUGGACGAUAGACUGAGGGCGUAUGGAACAAGAAACGUGCGUGUUGUGGACGCGAGUAUUAUGCCGAUUAUUCCGAGAGGGAAUAUUAUCACGACUGUGUAUGCGGUGGCGGAGAAAGCUGCUGAUAUCAUUAGUCGGGAUCUUGGGUUGAAGAGAACGACAUGA
Recurvomyces mirabilis is the source of this 1782-nucleotide messenger RNA. RefSeq lists its product as uncharacterized. Lineage: Eukaryota; Fungi; Ascomycota; Dothideomycetes; Mycosphaerellales; Teratosphaeriaceae. The record is from RefSeq and is a predicted model, not a curated record. Gene Ontology annotation, molecular function: flavin adenine dinucleotide binding; oxidoreductase activity, acting on CH-OH group of donors. The transcript has 2 exons. Bases 1 to 1782 code for a protein of 593 amino acids.